Messenger RNA from Carlito syrichta (Philippine tarsier), 2099 nucleotides. RefSeq names its product carbonic anhydrase 5B (gene CA5B). Bases 229 to 1182 code for a protein of 317 amino acids. Gene Ontology annotation, molecular function: zinc ion binding; carbonate dehydratase activity. Gene Ontology annotation, cellular component: mitochondrion; cytoplasm. The record is from RefSeq and is a predicted model, not a curated record. The transcript is spliced from 9 exons. NCBI's taxonomy places the organism in Eukaryota, Metazoa, Chordata, Mammalia, Primates, Tarsiidae.
AGUGGCACUAUCAGAACAUGGUGACAUAAUUGUGGAAUAACAUAGACACUUGUCUUUUUUACUCACAUGGAAAUGUUUCUACUCCACAAAAUCUGCACAGGACUUGACACGAGAUAAUUGCUUACUAUUUCUUCAAUUCUGGAAUGGAAAUCAGUGGAGAGAAGGCAUAGUUAAGAAUAUUAGGUUCUUGCAAGUUAUUUGGGAAUUGAUCAAGAUUUCAAGCUAAAGAUGAUGGUGAUGAACAGCCUGAGGGGCAUUCUUCAAGUGUCUCCAUGCAAAUUGCUGUGGAGAAAGUUCCAGAUUCAGAGGUCUAUGCCAGCAAGGCCUUGCAGCCUCUAUACUUGCACAUACAAAACCCGGAACCGAGCCUUGCAUCCACUCUGGGAGAGUGUGGACCUGGUUCCAGGAGGUGAUCGACAGUCGCCUAUCAACAUCCGGUGGCGGGACAGUGUUUAUGAUCCUGACUUAAAACCACUCACCAUCUCUUAUGACCCAACCACCUGCCUCCAUAUCUGGAAUAAUGGGUAUUCUUUCCUUGUGGAAUUUGAAGAUUCUACGGAUAAAUCAGUGAUCAAGGGAGGACCCCUGGAACACACCUACCGAUUGAAGCAGUUUCAUUUUCACUGGGGGGCCAUUGAUGCCUGGGGCUCCGAGCACACCGUGGACAGCAAAUGCUACCCAGCAGAGCUGCACUUGGUGCACUGGAAUGCAGUCAAAUAUGAAAACUUUGAGGAUGCAGCACUGGAAGAAAAUGGUUUGGCUGUGAUAGGAGUAUUUUUAAAGCUAGGCAAACAUCACAAAGAGCUACAGAAAUUGGUGGAUACUUUGCCAUCCAUUAAGCACAAGGACACCCUUGUGGAAUUUGGGUCCUUUGACCCUUCCUGCCUGAUGCCCACCUGCCCAGAUUACUGGACCUACUCGGGAUCUCUGACUACCCCGCCCCUCUCUGAGUCUGUCACCUGGAUCAUUAAGAAACAACCAGUAGAAGUUGAUCAUGAUCAGCUUGAGCAAUUUCGGACCCUGCUUUUCACUUCUGAAGGGGAGAUAGAGAAAAGAAUGGUAGACAACUUCCGCCCCCUUCAGCCCCUGAUGAAUCGCACUGUCCGCUCGUCCUUCCGUCAUGAUUAUGUGCUGAAUAUACAAGUGAAACCCAAGCCAGCAACCAGCCAAGCAACCCCCUAAGACAGUCAUACCUAGGCAGUAUUUUGCUUAAUACAUACUACCUUUUAAAAAUUGUUAACUAGACUAUUCUAAAUGCUUGCAUUUAAUAAUGGUUAUAGUUGUGUAGUUCUUGGUAUGAGACUGCAUCAUCAGUUUUUGAGGAAAGCCAUUUGGUAAACAGAUUCUUAUUUGUUUAACAAGUGGUAAGGUGCAGACACUGACCAUCCAGAACUCAGGCCCUUCAGAACAAGCCUCAGGGUCCAGAUUGGUACUUCCUGGCAGAACAUUGGCCACAGUUUUAGGUAUAUUUUAUUUCAAAACAUGACCAUGUAUUAUUUUAUAAGGAGAAUGCUUGUCCCAGCCUUGAAUUGUCAUUACUAGUACAUGAUAAGCUUACUUACUACUAAUUUAUGAUAUAGAAAAUAUAUUUUCUAAUUAUAAGAAAAUGAAGACUUUAUCUGGAAAUACUUUUGCAUUUUUGAAGAUAAGAUAUUUUACUUAAUGGUGUAACCAUAUAGAGACCAUAUGUAGAACAUUUCAAAGAAAAGGCCUAAAGUACCUAGAAAUUAGAAUUCUUUCAUGGUACAUUUACAGAAAUAUUUUUCAAAGGACUAGUAAUCUAAUAGUCUAUAAUUUAGAAGAUUAUUUUAUAUUAUUUGUACACUGUUACAUAGAAUAUAAUGCUACUAUUUUCUACACUGAAAGAGCUAUCCCGGCUAACCUUUACAACUGUCUGAACUUUAUUUACUCAUUAGUCAAGGUAUUUUGAAAGGCACGUGAUCAGCUUCAAUCUCCCAAUUUAUACAGUGGUUUAGAAAACUUUUGUUACAAUAAUAAGGAGAGAAACUUGUCAAAUAGGCUAAAAUCUAGAUAAAUCUGCAUAUUCUGAGGCAUUCAUGCCACUAUUGCUCUUGCUUAUAAAUGUCUUGGAAUGUUUC